AUGCGGAAGAGUGCCGUACCUGGGCUGCAUUUCUUCGGCAGUACGACCCGUCAGGUAAUUCUUUGGCUACGGUUUGGGGAUUCCCUACGUAUUUGUUAUGACUUAUUCGCGUUGGCAGGUCGGAGCGCCCCUAAGAAGAAGAAAAAGAGCGUCGUCAUCUUACCUGGGGCGGGUACUGAUUCUGAAGAUGGAUACAUUCCCUGCGGCUCGCCUAGUGAUGGUGCCGCGGAGAUUCCUCAACCGCUGCCUCAAACAUUAACCAUUGCAAUAAUGGCUGUGUUAUCUUCAAUGAGCCAUGCAUUUGAUCCUAGUCCUCUGCAGGAUAUUUGUGUUGCUGUUGACGAUUCCAUGGCUGCUGUUUUUGUGAAUGGGAAAAUUUGCAAGGAUCCAAAGCAGGUUAUGGCAAAUGAUUUCUUUAAAUCAGGUCUAAACAUACCUGGAAAUACCUCAAAUCAACUUGGAUCUGCUGUAACUGCUGUGAACGUCGGCAACUUACCUGGACUCAACACUCUGGGCAUUUCAUUAGCGCGCAUUGAUUAUGCACCAUAUGGUCUCAACCCACCUCAUACACAUCCUCGAGGAACUGAGAUUCUUGCUGUUCUUGAGGGCACACUCUACGUUGGCUUUGUCCUUUCAAACCCUGGUCCAAAUAUGAAGAACAAGCUCUUUACCAAGAUUUUAAAUCCUGGAGAUGUGUUUGUUUUCCCAAUAGGUCUCAUUCAUUUUCAAUUUAAUGUGGGAAAGACUAAGGCUGUUGCAUUUGCUGGACUCAGUAGUCAAAAUCCAGGAGUCAUCACUAUCGCGAAUGCAGUAUUUGGUUCAGACCCACCAAUCAAUCCUGAUGUUCUCACGAAAGCAUUCCAAGUUGAUAAGAAAGUUGUGGAUUACCUCCAAUCACAAUUCUGGUGGGAUAACAACUAA
Messenger RNA from Nicotiana attenuata, 921 nucleotides. RefSeq names its product germin-like protein subfamily 1 member 20. Lineage: Eukaryota; Viridiplantae; Streptophyta; Magnoliopsida; Solanales; Solanaceae. Gene Ontology annotation, cellular component: cell wall. The transcript is spliced from 3 exons. The coding region runs from base 1 to 921 and encodes 306 amino acids. Gene Ontology annotation, molecular function: manganese ion binding. The record is from RefSeq and is a predicted model, not a curated record.